GACAAAGCCCGAAGCCAACAUUACCUUACGCCGUGCGAAGAGAAUGCGGUUGUUAACUUUGUGUUACAUAUGGACACUCUUGGGCAACCUAUACAAAUAAAGUAUAUACCAGCAAUAGCGUUUAGUGCUACACGCCAUCAGCCCCAAGCAGAUCAACCGCCUAAGCCUCCUGGUGUAAACUGGGCUAAGAGACUCAAGAGACGCCGGCCAGAGCUUAUAGCAAGGACAAAGAAGCCGCAAGACUGGAACCAGUUAAAUAUCUAUGACAAGGUCUCGCAC
Molecule: messenger RNA, 279 nt
Organism: Lindgomyces ingoldianus
Lineage: Eukaryota; Fungi; Ascomycota; Dothideomycetes; Pleosporales; Lindgomycetaceae
Exons: 1
Source: RefSeq, a predicted model, not a curated record